AUGGCGGGCAAUCUGGCUAUGGAGACCCCUCUACUGCGUCUUCGUGAUGGGGAUAACGUGCCCAUGCUUGCUUUCGGUACCGGCACGGCAUGGUUCAAGGAGCCAGAGGACCAUGACAAGUUUGAUAAAGAUCUGGUCCAAAUGGCCAAGGACGCUCUGGAAGCUGGGUUCCGCCACCUUGACUGUGCCGAGAUGUACGACAAUGAAGCCGAGGUCGGCAAGGCCAUUAAGGAGAGUGGUGUCCCUCGUCAAGAGCUCUUCGUCACAACCAAAAAUCUUCACACCCCUGAAGAUUACCAGAAUGUCUGGCGUGGAAUGGAGGAGGUCAAGGCUUCGGGCAAAGCCAAAUCAAUUGGCGUCAGCUACUUUCGCGAGAACGAUGGCGUCCCCUAUAUUCCUUGGAUGCAGGAGCAAGGCAUCCAGGUAGAGGCGUUCAAGGUUCUUACUCCACUAGCCCGUUGCCCAGAAGGGCCACUUGUAGGGCCUCUGGAGCGCAUGGCCAAGGCCCAUAAUGUGUCCGACUCUGCUGUCAUGCUUCGGUGGUUCCUGCAGCAGAACAUCGUUGGCAUAACGACCACGCGCAAGCAGCAGCGCCUGCAGGAAUACGCAGAGGCCCUGACUUUCGAGCUCACGAAGGACGAGAUGGAUGAGAUUUUCACGGAGGGCAAGAAGCUGUUCAAGCGAUUCUACUUCCCAGAACGAUACGAUCCUGAUGAUCGAUCUUAA
Phaeoacremonium minimum UCRPA7 is the source of this 726-nucleotide messenger RNA. Its product is annotated as putative ketoreductase protein. The coding region runs from base 1 to 726 and encodes 241 amino acids. The transcript is spliced from 4 exons. Gene Ontology annotation, cellular component: cytosol. NCBI's taxonomy places the organism in Eukaryota, Fungi, Ascomycota, Sordariomycetes, Togniniales, Togniniaceae. The record is from RefSeq and is a predicted model, not a curated record. Gene Ontology annotation, molecular function: aldose reductase (NADPH) activity.